Molecule: messenger RNA, 272 nt
Organism: Symbiodinium necroappetens
Lineage: Eukaryota; Dinophyceae; Suessiales; Symbiodiniaceae
Source: the annotation of a GenBank genome assembly
GUGUGGUGGUGGCAGCAGUUUUCCUGGCAGUCGGCUUGUUGAACUCGAUUGUCGGACUCUUCGAGUUGCUGGCCACCCUCAUAGCUGGCUGCAACAUCCUCGUGGUUGUUGCGAGCAUGGCGUUUCUGGCGCUAAGGUGCGCUAUGCUCUUCGGCUUGCUGCAGGUUGCAGGUGCACUCCUCGCACCUGUUCCAAACGGUGCGGCCGGGGUGCAGCGGCCGCUUCUAGAGGGUGGCUUCUCGAGCGGGAACGAGGGCAGUUCUGCCUUUUGA